GGGGCGCCGCAGCCCGUUUUGAGGCGCAAGGGGCAGCCCCCACGUGGCCGCGCGGACUCCCUCCGGAAGUGCCGGAGUUCAGAUGCUGUGCGACCGCGCACGCGGGGCGAGCAGCGCCCUCUCUGAACCUCCGGCUUCUCCCGUCUAGUGGGGCCCCAGUGCACUUGCAAGUGGAGAGACCUGACGACACCCCACCCCCAAGCGCCCCACUCACGCUGUUGUGAUUCCUAAACCAUCGUGCCCGGAACUCAGUGAAGCUCCCAGAACGUAUUACAUUGUAUUAAAAUGGCUUGUUUAUCUCCACGUUGCAUCAAUGCCCUCGGGGCCAGGAUCCUCGGUUGCCAGACUUCCCGGGACCACUUGGAAUGCCUCCUCCACCUCGGACUAGCAGUGGCCUUUGGCCUCAGUCUCCCCAGUUGACAAAGGGGGGGUAAUCUGCGCCUCCAGGACUACUUUGUGAAUUACUUAAGGAGCGGGCUUGAGGCCAGGACUCUCCUGCACUGCUACAUCCCCAUCCCCAUAGCAAAGGCUACAUUUUAUUUACUAUCAUUUAUAUUUGCCUUGUGUUUUUCCCAGAUCUAGGUGCAAACAGCACCUGAAAAGCGUUUGUUGAUUUCAUGAGAGGCAAGGGGUCCCUUACUCUCUCCUCCUCUCCCUCUUCACGCUCUCUGGUUCCCUGCCACUUACCCCACCCCCGACUCCAGGUCCCGGAAAAUUUGCCAAGGGUUUGGGGGAACAUUCAACCUGUCGGUGAGUUUGGGCAGCUCAGGCAAACCAUCGACCGUUGAGUGGACCCUGAGACCUGGAAUUGCCAUCCUCCUGCCGGUGACUCUGACCUUCCACAUCUAGGGGGGCCAGGGGAGCCCCCAAUCCAGCCUGGGCACCUCCCCUCCCCUAGGCCACAGCCAAGGUCACAAUCAACAUUCAUUGUUGUCGGUGGGUUGUGAGGACCGAGGCCAGACCCACCGGGGGAUGAAUGUCACUGUGGCUGGGCCAGACACGGCUUAAGGGGAAUGGGGACUGGGGACAGGACCCCCCACCGCCAAAGUCACUCAGCCUGUUUUCUGCCCUGACUCCAACCACUCCUCUUUGGAGACGAGGGCUGGUGUCAGGGAUCUGGAUGGACUCUGGCUGGAUUUGGGACUAAAUAUUAGAGGGCUGGGGGUAAACAGGCUGGGGCAGGGAAGCUAAAAAUCUCUCUUCUUUUUUUUUUUUUUAAGACAGAGUCUCACUCUGUUGCCUAGGCUGGAGUGCAGUGGCCCAAUCUCAGCUCACUGCAACCUCUGCCUCCAGGGUUUGAGUGAUUCUCCGGCCUCAGCCUCCCAAGUAGCUGAAAUUACAGGCAUCUACCACCACGGUGGGCUAAUUUUUGUAUUUUUAGUAGAGACGAGAUUUCACUGUGUUGGCCAGGCUGGUCUCAAACUCCUGACCUCAAAUAAUCCUCCCACCUCGGCCUCCCAGAGUGCUGGGAUUACAGGCAUGAGCCACUUUGCCUGGCCUAAAAUCCCUUUCUGAAAUGUGGGUGGUAAGUUCUGCUCCCUGGAGUGCUCCAUAGUUUUGUUUUUUAAAUUAGAGACAGGAUCUCGCUCUUGUCACCCAGGCUGGAGUGCAAUGGUGCGACUUUAGCUCACUGCAGCCUCUAAUAACUGGAGUCAAGCGUUGAUCCUCCCGCCUCGGCCUCCCCAGUAGCCAGAACCACGGGCACGCUCCACCACACCCAGCUUAUUUUGAAAAAGUGUUUUUGUAGGAACAGGGUCUCAAAACGUUGCCCAGGCUGGUCUCCAACUCCUGGGUUCAAGCAAUCCUCCCUCGGCCUCUCAAAAUGAGCCACAAUGCCUGGCCAAUAAAAGUUUCUUAAAUGAAUGGAUGGGUGGAUGAGCUGUGUAAGCAGCACAGCCUCUCUCCUCUGUGUCCAAGUCCUGAGCACACCCUACCCUCCUGGGACUGAGCUCAGAUCUCAUCUGGGGGAGGACAUUGAAGACCUGUAGGUACUAGGGGCCCCCUCCUAACAGCCCAACUUGCUAUCCCCCACCUCCCGACUCCAAAGGGUUCUUUCUCACCCCUCUGCAGCCCCCGCCAGGAAAGGGCUCCCUCCCCAGCACCUAGCCUCAGGGGGCCCCAGUAACUAGAAUAAGGAGGCAGAUCUGGUGCUUUUUUGUUGUUGUUGUUGUUGUGUUGUUGUUUUGAGACAGAGUCUUACUCUGUCACCCAGGCUGGAGUGCAGUGGCUUGAUCUUGGCUCACAGCAACCUCUGCCUCCUGGGUUCAAGCAAUUUCUUCUGCCUCAGCCUCCUGAGUAGCUGGGAUCACAGGCACCCACCACCAUGCCCAGCUAAUUUUGUGUGUGUGUGUGUAUUUUUAGUAGAGACAGGGUUUCACCAUGUUAGCCAGGCUGGUCUCGAACUCUUGACCUCAGGUGAUCUGCCUGUCUUGGCCUCCCAAAGUGUUUGGAUUACAGGCAUGAGCCACCACCCCCUGGCCUGGUGCAUGUCUUUAUAAAUAACUGGAUGGGCAGGUGACCUCACACCUCAGUUUGCUCGGUCAUUAAAUGGGGGUUCCACUAAGACAACUGAUGUGAAAACUCUUGGAGGGAGACCAGAGCUGGGGCGGGGGGGGGGGGCGGGGGGCAUGUAUCCUUCUGCCCUACCCCCGCAACCAGCCCAUGAGCCUGGGACUACCACACUCCUUUCAGAGACAGCUGGAGCAUCAGCAACCUCCCCCCGGACACACACACACACACACACACAGAACCCAGGGGCACCUGGCCACUCCCCCGCCCAGGGGAAGGAAGAAAAGUUAUAAAGAAGUUACUAAGUUAACUUCUUUAAGUUACUGGUAACUGCUAGUCUUUGGGGGUGGGGUCGCCAACCCAUUCUCCCCAUCCCCCAGUGGGGCUGGAGGGCUAAGGACUCCUAGCAGGAGGGGAGGCAGGGCAGCCCCCCAGUUCCCUGGAGGUGUGUACAUGGGGGUGUGGUGCACAUAGCAGGAUGCCCCCACACACACCCUGUGUCCUGUAGUCCCCCGGCACAGCCAGAGGCCAUACAGCCCUUUAGGAGGAGCAUUAGUGGGGCACCAGGGCCCCCCCACCCCCUCCCCGUGGCAAUAAGGAACCUCCCACAGCCUGCUCCUCCCCCUUCACACCCCCUUGGAGGUAAAAGGAGGGUCGGCCAGCACAGACUCCCAGGCUCCGGAGAGGGGAAGGAAGGGGCAGCAGAGAGGGGUCAGGAGGAGGGAGCUUAAGCCAGGUAGGGUUACUUGUCUCUGUGACUCCCUCCGCCUGGCACAUGCUGCCCAGCUAUGGGGACCUUUGACCUAUGGACAGAUUACCUGGGUUUGGCACACCUGGUUAGGGCUCUGAGUGGGAAAGAGGGUCCUGAGACCAGACUGAGCCCCCAGCCAGAGCCAGAGCCAGUGCUGGAGCCGGUGUCAGCGCCGGAGCCGGUGUCAGCCCUGGAGCCGAUGCCAGCGGCGGAGUCGGUGCCAGUGCCAGGACCCAAGGAUCAGAAGCACAGCCUGGAGUCCUCACCAGCUCCCGAACGCCUGUGUUCUUUCUGCAAACACAAUGGCGAGUCCCGGGCCAUCUACCAGUCCCACGUGCUGAAGGAUGAGGCCGGCAGGGUGCUGUGUCCCAUCCUGCGGGACUACGUGUGUCCCCAGUGCGGCGCCACGCGUGAGCGCGCCCACACCCGACGCUUCUGCCCACUUACUGGCCAGGGCUACACCUCCGUCUACAGCCACACCACCCGAAACUCGGCAGGCAAGAAGCUGGUCCGGCCUGACAAGGCGAAGACACAGGACACAGGCCACCGCCGAGGAGGAGGAGGAGGAGGAGCAGGUUUCAGAGGUGCCGGGAAGUCUGAGUCUUCGCCCUCCUGCUCUCCCUCCAUGUCCACCUAGGAGGCUGCCUACACCUGGGCAAGGGCACCCGGGCUCGGCUGGAUUUCCAGGAAGACCCACCCUAUGACGACUGCCCCCACUCCCAGAUCCUCCCCCAGCCUGGGAUUGAGCCCUGGGGAUGACCCGGGGUUGGCAAGGGAACAGCUGAAAUCGCCCCGUCCUUGGGGACCCCGCCCUUUGUACCGUCUGCCGUCUCCCCAGUGUUGGGCAUCCAGUCAGCCCUCAAUAAAUGCUUAUGAAUGGAUCAACAACA
Molecule: messenger RNA, 4149 nt
Organism: Pongo pygmaeus (Bornean orangutan)
Lineage: Eukaryota; Metazoa; Chordata; Mammalia; Primates; Hominidae
Gene: NANOS3
Product: nanos C2HC-type zinc finger 3
Exons: 2
Coding region: 3297-3896 (199 amino acids)
Molecular function (GO): RNA binding; zinc ion binding
Source: RefSeq, a predicted model, not a curated record